AUGGAACAUCAAGGUUUAUUAGCAACUUAUGGAAUACCUAUAACACCUGGUUCACGUCCACCCAAUAGUAGUAAUGUUGGCCGGAGAUCCACAGGUACUGUUGCUAGUCGUACCAGUAAUAGGUAUUCUGUGACGGCAUUAUACUCAAUGGCUACUGAACAAGAUGUUGAAGUUGAAGAUGAAUUGGCAAGAGCACAAAGAAUUUUAAGAGAUCUUAAAAUUAAGAUAUCUUCACAAUCCAAGAAAAACUUUGUAUUAGAACGAGACGUUAGAUACUUGGAUUCUCGUAUUGCAUUGUUAAUACAGAAUCGAAUGGCAUUAGAUGAGAAACAAGAAGUGGAGAGUCAUCUUGAAGAAACUGAUCCACAAGAUGGUAAUUUCCCGGAUGAUCGAAAAUUGCAAUUAUAUGGAAAUCUUUUCUUUUUGCUCCAAACAGAGCCUGGCCAUAUAGCAAAUUUAUGUCGCCUAGUAGCACUAUCAGAAAUCGACACAUUGUUACAAACGGUCAUGUUUACUUUAUAUGGGAAUCAGUAUGAAAGUAGAGAGGAACAUUUAUUAUUGACCAUGUUUCAAUCAGUGCUUUCUGCACAAUUUGAAACAACGGCAGAUUUUAAUUCUCUUCUUCGAGCAAAUACUCCCGUAUCACGUAUGAUGACAACAUAUACUCGUCGAGGGCCUGGUCAAAGCUAUUUAAAAUCUAUGCUAUCUGAACGAAUUAACAAUUUAAUAGAACACAAAGAUUUAAAUCUUGAAAUAAAUCCUUUGAAGGUUUACGAACAAGUUGUUAAAAAAUACGAGGAAGAAAAUGGAUUUCUUCCACCUGAUCUUCCACGUAGUGUAACUACCGAAGUUGCUGCUGCAAACCCGGAAGUUAUGAAAAUAAUUCAACCUCGAAUGAAAAUGUUGAUUGAAAUAGCCAAUAAAUUUCUUAUUACUAUAAUUGAAUCUAUAGAACAAGUACCUUAUGGUAUUAGAUGGAUAUGUAAACAAAUUAGAUCAUUAACAAAACGUAAAUAUCCAAAUGCAACUGAAAUUGCCAUAUGUUCCUUGAUUGGUGGUUUCUUCUUUCUUCGAUUUGUUAAUCCUGCAGUUGUGACUCCUCAGGCAUACAUGUUGGUGGAUGGUGUGCCCAGCACUCAUCCUAGAAGAACUUUAACACUGGUUGCAAAAAUGUUGCAAAAUCUGGCAAAUAAACCAUCUUAUGCCAAAGAAGAUUAUAUGGGAGUGCUUAAUGAUUUUGAUUUUGUUGAAAAUAACAAACAAAAGAUUAACAAAUUUUUGUUGGAAUUAUGUGAAGUAGGAGAUUUUUAUGAAAGUUUAGAAGCACCCUCUGAAAACAACCAUUUAAGAAUUUUACUUGACGAUUUAAGUCUAGCUCCUUCUCAAGUCCCUAGAAAUGAAAAUAAAGCUAUCGAACUUCCUUUAUUCAACAUUGCCACUUCUCUUUUGGCCGAUAAUAGCUUGACACAAAAUGAUAUUUUAUAUAUGGAGGCAAAAUCAAUCAUCAUACAGAUUAUUCGUUCCAUACCACAAAUGGCUGAGCGUCGUCCAAUAGAUUUACUGUGGAUAGCAGAGACUGCAGCGACAACAAAAGACGCAUUACUGGUUAGAAAGGGCAUUAAAGUGAAAGAGAUGUUACGUGAAUUAGAAGAGGCUAAGGUUAUAGAACGAUCUGAUGGGCAUCUAUUAAUGACCGAAGAAGUUGAACAAGAACUUGCACAUCUUGGAAAUCUUCGAGAAGGUGUCACUAAAGAAAUUAGAUCACUUGAAUCUGUUUAUAAAACCAUAUGCGAUCACAAUAAUUAUUUGAGAAGUCAAUUGGAUAAUUAUAAAAUAUAUUUACAAAAUGUUAGAAAACAUGCAGCUAAUGAUUCAGCUGGUGGUUUUAAUUCAAGUGUAGUUAAAGUGGGUGAUAAACAAAAGAAAACUCAGAAAUCAAAAAUUAUAGGUCCUUACAAAUUUACAUAUAUUCAAUUAGAAAAAGAGGGAAUUAUUGAAGACAGUAGUGUUCCUGAUAAUAGACGGGAAGGGAUAUUUUUCAAUAUUUCAUCGCCACUGCCUGGAGCAUUUAUGAUUGCUCUUUACUAUAAAGGCCGUGAUGCUGCUAUUUUAGAAAUGGAUCUGAAGCUUGACGAUCUUUUGGAAAAACAACAAGAUAAUGUUUUAUCAAUAGACCUUGAAUAUGUUAGAUUGAACGUCAACAAGCUUUUAAAUUUGUUGAACAAGACAUUUACCAAAAGAAAGACGUAG
Messenger RNA from Entrophospora sp. SA101, 2250 nucleotides. The record is from the annotation of a GenBank genome assembly. NCBI's taxonomy places the organism in Eukaryota, Fungi, Glomeromycota, Glomeromycetes, Entrophosporales, Entrophosporaceae.